Molecule: messenger RNA, 5644 nt
Organism: Dromaius novaehollandiae (emu)
Lineage: Eukaryota; Metazoa; Chordata; Aves; Casuariiformes; Dromaiidae
Gene: JCAD
Product: junctional cadherin 5 associated
Exons: 5
Coding region: 369-4355 (1328 amino acids)
Biological process (GO): positive regulation of blood vessel endothelial cell proliferation involved in sprouting angiogenesis
Cellular component (GO): ruffle membrane; adherens junction
Source: RefSeq, a predicted model, not a curated record
UUCAGUUGAGGUAAAUGUGAAGCAUUAGAUUGCAAACGUACCUAAUCCAUCUCUCCUCCCCCAUGACUAGAAAUCCUGUGGUUAAAAUAACACAGCCUCUAUUCAGAGCACAAACUUAGAGCUGCUAGCUGGAGCAGGCUUGGGAUUUAGACAACUCUCAGCAGAUGAGUCUGUUAAAGGGUCUCUUCUGCUUUUGUUUCUCAUCCUACUUCUGAUCCAUGAGAGGAAACCAGGAUCUCUCCUGUGCGCAUGAAAGAAGUCCUUCCAGUGGAGAAGAGUUAAGAAAUGAGGAUGACAGCAGCGUUGGUUGAUGGGUCCUGCUGGAAAGAGCUUUCUGAUGGCACAGCUGUGACUGACACCAGCACAAUAUGUUCAGUGUCGAGGACCUCCUGAUUUCUCACGGAUACAAGUUGUCAAAAAAUCCUCCUGUUUCAUAUGAGAACAGAUAUGAUGGAUACCGGCAUGAAAUUGCAGGGAACAGAUCUGGUCAGCGAAUGCUGAAUGGAUUUGAGGGAGAAUCAAGAGCCAGUGCUUACAGCAAGAAACCUCUGGCAAAAAGCAACUCGAGUAGCACUGAAAGCAGCCAUGGGAGCCAAGGGAGGCAAGCAGGUCCUGGUUACCACCAUGACCUUCAGGGUUUGUCCACUUUUCAUACUUCAGAAGGGGGGACUGAUGACAGGCCUCAGUUAACAUGGUCUUCCCAGCCCAAGACAGAUAAAGAUCUUGCCUACUGGAGAAGAAGAGGACAAGACUUUAGUGUGUUACUGGGCUACUCCCACAAAGGAGGCUGUGAAAUGAAAGGACCGUCCCCAGCCCAUGGGGCACACAGGCAUGCUAAAGAAAGUCAGCUCAAGGUAGGAGCAGGCCCAGAGUAUGCAAGAAGUGGUUUGCAGGAGAGCUGUAAAGCACCUGGUGACUGCAAAUGGCAAAGUUUAAGAAUAGAAAGCUGGAACCAACCAAAAAAAAUAGGAAGGCAAAUGUCAGAUGGUGACAGGGAGAAACUGCUUCAAGAUCUGUACUCAUUGACCCUGGGAGACAAUGUACUGAGUGCCCAUAACAAAGGGAAAUCACAGUCAUUGCCAAGAGUUCUUUCACCGGAAAGCCUGAGGUGUGUGGAAAUGCCCUCCCUGACGAACAGUAACAGCUCUCUCAGUGGAACUAAAACACCUUCUUAUCCCCCAAACAGACUAACUUUGGAAUCAACCAAACACCAAGAAACAGGAGGUCAUUUCCUACCGCUGGCAAAACCCAAGUAUGGAAGACCUCUGAAACCUCCAUCCUAUGAACUGCAGCGGCAAACCAGGACACCUGCAGAAACCAGUGCUUUUCAGAACCACUAUCAAAAAGAUGAACCUAUUUCCUAUUUAGCCAAAGUUAAUGAGCCAAGGCAAGAUGCUUGCAUUCAAGACUCUGGUUUGGAGCCCCCGGUCUAUGUACCUCCUCCAUCUUACAAAUCCCCACCUCACCAAAGUGUGACUCCACAUCCCCUUAAUGAAGUGCCUAACAGUGAUGCAUACGCUAACAGUGAUCAGCAGAAUACUGCAGAAAGGGCUGUCACCUGCCAACGACCAGCCACAAAUGCUUUUGAAACAGUGGGUGAACCUUGCAAAGACAACCAUCUUUCUCACGGAAAGCAAAGCCAUGCUAGGCGCCCUGCUGACUACCUGUGUUCUGUUCAGUAUAUUCCCUUUGAUGAUCCUCGAAUACGACAUAUUAAAAUUGCUCCACCAGAAGGUCUCCAGGACCACACUAAAUACACUGAAAAUGCAUGUAGUCCCAGUUCCAGUACUUUGCAAGAUAGAGAUCUUGAAGUACAGUACAACAGUGCCUUUUUGGAUGCAUCAGACUCACCUAAUUCUGUAAAGGGAGAAAGAACUUGUGACAGCUCCACCCACAGUAAUAGAUGGUUGGCACCAUCCAUCCGAGAUCAGGAAAACUGUGCCUUGUCUGACCAAAGAGACAGUUGUAGCACAACUAACCACAAUCCCCGUAACGAAGCCAGUGCAGAGUACGCAAAAGGCAAACUUUCUGUAAGAAAUUCACAUAUGGACAGCACCUGUGAGACUGUUACAAAAGUGAAAAAGUUUGAACCUGGAACUGGGAUGCAGAGCAAAAAGAGUUCAAAGAAAAAAAUGAAUGAAACUAUAUUUUGUUUGGUCUCCAUCCCAGUUAAAUCAGAAUCAAAUCUGCCAGAUACAGAUAGGAACAACAACAUAACCCAGAGCCCUGAUAAGAAUGGGUUUGAUAACAAUGGGGCUUUGCAAGAACAAAGUCUCCUAAGUAUGUCUUCAACGGACUUGGAGUUACAAGCGCUUACAGGAAACAUGACCAAUAAAAAUGAGUUACAAAAACAAGAGUUGUGGAGACCAGAAGAGUUCAAACAAAUGAAUGACCUCAGAUUUACUCAGCCUACAAAACACAGAGAGCUCAAAUACUCUGGCUCCUGGCCAGGUGAUCAGUACAAAGACCAGCAGACACAGACCAGUUUCACUGAAGAACCUAAAAGCCCACAAUUCUUCCAUGGUACAAAGCCUGGGCAACCUAGUAGUAAUAAACUGCUAACUCCAAAGCUCAUAGGAUGCACAGCAUCCACGAUAGGGUCAAAACAGACAGGGUUACCUUCUGACAAGAGAAACAGCACACAGAGCGCUUACAGCAUGAAAGGUCAGAUACACCUUAGUCAAUCUAGCAACAGUGCAUUUUCAAGGACUGCCAUCUCUGUCCUUCAGGCCCCUUUGCCAAAGGCACAUCAGAGCCAGCCUUCUGGGUGCAGCAGAAAUGUGCCUGCCCGGGAAAGGGAAACUAGCCUGGUUUCCAAGGGUGAUGUAGUUAAGGGAGAAGCAAGCGCUCUCUGCAACAGUAAAGAGCUGUUUGGCCAGUUCCUCUUGAAACCUGUAAGUCGCCGCCCCUGGGAUGCAAUAAGUGAGCUAGAAAGUUUUAACAAGGAACUGCAAGGACAGGAAGAGAGCACAAGUAGUGAAGAAGACUCAGAAGGUGCUGCAGCUUCUCCACAAGAAUGUGGCCUUACAAAGAGAAGGGCAUCCAGAAACCAGGAACCAAGACAUGGUGGGCAGGUGGAAAACAUUGUGCCAGAUGUUCCUGUGUUUAAGUCAGGAAGAGUUAAAAGUAAGUCUGAAAGUUGGAGUAUGGGGACAGAGUAUGGUGAUCAGCAGAGCUGUGUUGGAUCACAAAGCUCUUUGCAGCCAAGAGACAGCAGUGAAGUAGUCAGGCCAGCAGAUGGAAGUCUGAUAACAGAAAUGAGAAAAGAGGAAGCCAAGAGCAGAACAAACAAACAGCUAGUUAGUGCAGGCCCUCUCAAGAGAGUUUUGUCCAGUAGCCCAAGCAGUUCAUGUCACAGUAAUCCUUUCAAUAACACUGACUUAAAGGAGAUGAAUGAAUAUCAAAAUUACCUAGACUUUGUUAAACCAAACAAAGGCGCAACGCCCAGAAAUGACACAGUAUUAGAGAGAGGCACAAUAGUACGGUUGUCGUUAACAAAAAGGAACCAAGGGCACUCUGAGCCGGAUUUGAGGUCAGUGGGCCUUGAUACAGCCUCAGGACCUAGUGUUAACAAUUCUGAUCAUUCUUCAAAUGUAAAUGCAGUGGAAAUCCCUCCAAACGAGUCAUUGCAGGCAAGAGCUGCAAGGAUUUUAGGCAUAGAGAUAGCAGUGGAAUCUCUCCUUCCUGAUGAUAGAGUUGGGCUCCACUCAGGCACUAGCCCUGCUAAUGGUGCCCAGGACUUUGACUCAUCAGGAAGCAGCGCAGUAAGUGGCAAAGAAGGAAAAAAAGAUGAUUCUUACGAGGGAAGACGAAAGUGUGGCUGGACAGAGAGCGUGCUCUUUGUUGGAGAGGGAGGCCGAUCUUUAUACCCUGAUGAAUGCCCAACCACUGACCAAGAAGUCAGCGCUAAAACUGAGAUAAUCGAGCCAGCUUUUGAACAAUCUGCAGGUCCCAGCCAAGGUGAGGACCAAAACUUGUCUUGCAAGUCAGCUGUGUAUCAGCAUUCAGAGAAGAGAGUGAGAAGCACCUCAAAAGUGAUAGAGACACUCCAAGGCAAACUCACUUCUCCACCUAGCCGGACUGCCAUGGAUCGCUUAGUGCGAAUGAAGGAGGUUGACUCUGUGUCACGGAUGAGACGUCUGAGCAUUAAGAGUGCAGACUCUGGAGAGGAUGUGGAUGAAGAGAAGCUGUCAAGGGUACAAGAAGAGAGGGGAAGCAAAUCAGCAAGCUCAGGGGGUGUUUCCAAGCGUGUUAUCUCUCUGAGCGAAAACGGAUAUUUGGGCGGAAUGGGCAAGAAGACUGACAAAGAUCUUUGUUUAGACACGUAUGACCCCACCAAAGUUGAAAAGGUGUGAGAUGAACGGAGAUGAGAACAGAGAGAUUCCUGCUUUACCAAGAAUGUUUCACCAAUUUUUGCUGGGUGCUUUUUGUUUGUUUUUGUUUUUGAUGCUUGGAUAUUGCCUCCAUUUGUGGUGUUCAUGGUGUACUGAUGAUGCCUUUACCAAUGCCACUAGGAAUUAGCUAUUCAUAUAUAAGACUGUUGCAGAGACUACAGAAAAAUCUGACUUCUACAUUGGAACCAUCUGGCUUUGUAGCAUUAAGAUUUAAUGCCUACAGUUGGCAAAGGGUUUUCAUCUGAACUGUGUUUCAGUCUUCAGCGGGGAUGGUGAAAUGCAUGAAGCAAGGCUUUUGAGCUUUCUCUUUGGUGUAAAUGUAAACGUGGGAGAUUAGUGAAAUGAUUUUUAAAAGAAUGUGAAUAUAUAAGCUAAACUUCUUAGUCUCUGAAGUCUAAACUUUGUUUAACUUAAGAGAUUUUUGGCCGUAAGUAGAAAGUGCUGCUGCACUGAAUGGGGGAAAGAAUGCGAGACAAUGGUAGUGAAGAUUGAUUGUGAAAUUAUUUCUGACUUCCAGAGUUUGAAAUUACUUGGAUUAAAUACUUAUUUGCCACCUAGAGAGAAGAAAAACAACCCCCCCCCCCCAAGCUUCUAAAAGAUGAAGACUUUUGUAAUACUGUGUACAGAAUAUGUAAUUACAGUAGCUGGCAACUAGUGUUUCAGACCAAUGCAAAGUAUACCACUGGCUGUUUUGCACUCAGUAUUACCUAUUUUUGUUUUGCUGUUUAGAAAUUCUUUAUAUGACAGAAUAGUAGCUGGUUUAAAAUAGCCCAUUUUAACAAAGUAACUAUAUUUCUUGUUACAGAAUACUAUCUAUUUUUCUACGAUGUAAACAAUUGCUAACAAGUGGCAAGUAUAAAGAAGUAUUAUUAUUAUUAUUAUUAUUAUUAUUAUAUUUUAAGACUUAUCCCUCUGAGUGAAGGUGACCCAAGCAGAUUUCACUUGUGUCUCUUAAUACACACUCCAUACUGCCACAUAUUCAGUAGUGCUAUCUUAUUUUGUUGUGAAAAGAGCCAUCUAUGUAUGUAUGUUUGUACUACAGGGUUAAUUUCUGUUUUUUCCCCACUCAACCCCUGGAUCAUUCUUCCUGGAGUAACUUUCUGAAACACAGCUGAGAACUGUCUGGGCUGGUGUUCCUGCCAUAACAUUCCAGUGACUGUAAUUACCAAAAAGUGCGUAUGGAUCUUUGUCUCAGUGUCUCUGAACAGCUCAGAUAAAAUACCUGGUUUCUUUCUUUCACUUUGUUUCUU